UGGUAACACCGACUUUAGUCUUUAGUUUAUGGCAGAUCGCCGCUUGUGACAGUUCGCGAGUGAAAAAUUGAAAAUUAUGAAGUAAAAUAUUUUCUAAAAUUAUUGUGUUUAAAUGACAGCAGGAAAAGAAACAAUGGGUGAACAGCCGAUAUUCACGUGCAAAGCCCACGUGUUCCACAUAGACCCGAAGACCAAGAGGUCAUGGAUGUCAGCCAGUUCCGCUGCCGUCUCCGUCUCCUUCUUCUACGAUUCAUCCAGGAACCUCUACCGCAUCAUCAGCGUUGAGGGGACGAAGGCGGUGAUAAACAGCACGAUAACAGCGAACAUGACGUUCACUAAAACGUCGCAGAAGUUCGGCCAGUGGAGCGACGUGAGAGCCAACACCGUCUACGGUCUCGGGUUCGCUUCCGAGCCUGAGCUUGGCAAGUUCAUAGAAAAAUUCCAAGAAGUGAAAGAGGCGAUCCAAGCGCAGCAAUGCGGGGCUACUGGUGGCAAAUCAGUGACGAAUGGCAACAGUGGUGCUGCUACUCCAGUGGCCAGUGCUACUGCCAGUCCGCUGCUGGCUGGCAGGGCUACUGGGGCUGAUGAACCGCCUCCGGCCGUGUCACCUGCGCAGGCUUUGCCUAAACCUGAGCCCGAAGAUAUGGCAGUACACCAGAGAGCGCAUUCAGUGUCAUCCACUCUUCAGGGUGGGUACGCCACAGUGGGUCGGGCGCCGCGCGGACCUCUCGCGUCGGCCGGCGCGCCCGCGGUCAUCGACCCGCCGCCCGCCGACUCGGAGCAACAGUUGCGCUACGAGAACGAUCGCCUCAAGCUCGCGCUCGCACAGAGAAUGGAAAGUGGCUACGCGACAGUGGGGCGAGCGCCCCGCGGACCUCUGGCGUCAUCAGGGGCGGCCAUUGACCCGCCACCCCCCGAGUCCAUCGAACAGCAGCUGCGCUAUGAGAAUGACAGGUUGAAGCUCGCUCUCGCACAAAGCUCAGCGAACGCUAAGAAAUGGGAAGUGGAACUGGCCACCCUGAAGAGCAACAACCUCCGCCUAACCGCCGCCCUACAGGAGAGCACCGCUAACGUGGACGAGUGGAAGCGGCAGCUGCACCAGUACAGGGAGGAGGUGGCGCGCGCCAGACACUACGCUGGUAAAGGCGCAGAAGCGAACGAAGUGGAGCAACUUCGGCAGCGCGUUGCGCAGCUCGAAGCAGAGUUAGCGCAGAAGAACGAAGAGUUGGCGCAGAUCACCAAGUCCAAGAAGAGCGAGCAGGACGCAGAAGCGAAACUGGCACAAAGCCAGUUGGAGCUAGCUUUGGCCGCACAAGAUGGACAGCGGCAAGUUAUACAAGCAUUGAACGAUCAACUCGCGAGGCAGCUAGAUGAGCUGAGCACGAUCCACCGCGAGAUCAACUCAGCCUUACAGACAUGAGACGCGGCCCCCGCCUGCUCCACUGGCGGCGCCGCUAACAACAACAAUACUACAGCGGGUUCUCGGUCGCGGCGGCUGCCGCUGCUGCUGCGGGCGGCGCCGGACGCGUACGUGACGGUGAAGGCCAAGAAAUGAAGAGUGCUCUCGGUAUUUCGCAAGGUGCACGAGUUUUUUUAAUUUCUUCAACGUUGCUAGUGUCGGUUGUUAUUUUUCUGUAGUUUUUGUAGUACUUGUAGUAUGAUGUCAAUGUGUGGUAGGGAUGUUUGGUGGUGAUUUUGAGUUAUCGAUAUUUUUGUGUCGAUUGAUGAUUUGCUUAGUUUUUGACAGUGCAGAAGUUAUUUAAAGUAGAAAUUCUAAGUAUUCAAAUUAAGUUCUAAUCAGGAUCAUUAUCAGUUUUUCGAUCAUGUUUGGUCGAUCGGUUGCUUAAGUUAUUGAUUCUACCACACAUAGAUACCAUCACAGUUUCUUGUAAUGUUACUAAAAUCAGCUUAUUUGGUUGGGUUUCAGAUAUUGUACCUACAAUUUCAGUUGGUUCCUUAUUUUUCACAAUUUGUAAAUCUUGGUCUGAGAAGACAUGUUAAAAUUUUACUGAAAUUCUUUCUAAUUAAAUAUUUUAACCAUGAAGUAGUUGCUAUAAGAUUGACUAAUAACAUUAACUCCUCACACUAUUUUACCAACUACUUCUUUAUUAUGGUGAAUUUAAAUUGUUCUACUUGAAAUGCAAUCAAAUUGCAAUUUUAAUACUUAUGGUGCGAACAACCGACACUUUCCCUUCGACGUUAGUUCAUCGAUAACUUAUUUAUUGUUAGGGCACAUCACUAGCAUUGGUUUCAACUGAAAGUAUUAUAAAUGAUAUGGUAUUAAUUUACAAAAAAUCUUGUCAUUACGGUGUCAUCACAGUUUGAUUAGGAAAACAUGUGGAUAAGUUGUUAAUGUAUGUAUCAAACCCAUUAAAUAAAAGGUUAUUGAAUCAUUGUAUAAAAUUCAAGAGAAAGAACAGUUAAUUUCAGCAGUUAAAACAUCAGUAGAAAUUUUCUCGGCUAAUAAACUGUCCGUUCAAUAAACUGUUCUUUUUCUAAGUCAUGUAACACCCGAUCUCACUAACUGUGGUAUUAACUCAUUUCGUUAAAUAUUUCAUUGCAUUCAUACGGCAAUGGUAGGCACCAUUCCCAUAUCGCUGGUAAGCGAUUAUAAAUUUUAUCGAUAUCGAUAGUGUCUUUUAAGAGUAUUGUAUCGAAACGAUUACAUCGAUAUUAGAGCUGUAUGCACUAUAAUCUGAAUUGAAGUUUAUGGCUAAAUAAAUCGGUAUUUCCAUUGUCAUGUAACACAAAUUUUCAAGUAUCAAGACUAAAUACUUUUGUUCCAACAAGUAAAUUCUUAACGAACUUUGUUCGCUAAAGUUUAAGUAACUAAAUAAAGUGGUUUGUUUCAAGCGAGCGUUUCAAGUUAAGGCUAACGAUGUAUGAAAUUAUAUGACGUCAUACAUAUUACUCAUUAAUAAAGUUGUUUCACGGUUUUGAAGAUGAACGACCGCUUUUAAAGUUAAUAUAUCCGUGACGUCACAAGAGCUUUGUAAAGAUACUUGGAUUUCAUUCAAUUAUAUUUCACAACUCUGAAAUAUCAUGUGGAUGAAAUUUUCCAUACUUAUUAUGUCAGAUAUGCAUUUUACAAUCAUUUGAUAAAAACAUAUUGUACAGCUUUGUAAUUCAUUUUAAUUUUCGAUACUGUUUUCCCACAAUACCACUGCCAAGUAUACUUAAAAAUUGCCGAACUUAAAACUGAAAAUUCUAACGGUGCCUCAGUAUUCAAUGUUUUGAUUAUUGGGUAUACAGAAUAUUCCGCAUUUAUAUGUGAUGUAUUCCAUUAAUCAAUAUCUAUAUAUCUAUGAAUGAAAUAAAAAAUACCGAUACUCAUUGUUAGAAAACGUGAGAACGUCUCGUUUCAAAAGAAAUGUUAGUAUGACACUCCAUAUGUUACAUACUCUAUGUUUAAAAUCACAAUCAUCUCUUAGAUAUAAAUAUUUGACAAGUAUCAACCACGUUUAUGUCCAUCAUAAAUGAUUAUUGAUAGUUUUGAGUCAAUUCGAGUCAGUGAUGUCGACCCACCCUUAUCUAAAUGUAAAUACGUUCGAAAAUCGUGUGACCCCACGAUUCAAUGCCAAAAAUAACUAAUUUUAUUAUUAAAAUUAAUGUAUAUUUUAAAAGUAGAUUUUUAAUAUUAUAUUAUUGUGUAAGAAAAACUGGUUGCACGGUGAAAUACCGAAUUAAAAGUAUAUAAUGAGAAUAUGUAACUCUUGGUUUCGAUAUUCGCCUGAUAUAUUAUGAUAUAGUCGACAGGCAGUGCCAUGUCCUAGUGUAUGUGUGUAUAUUGAAAUACUCCCUAAUUAAUAUAAUAUCGAAAUAUAUAAAACAGUCGGCUAACAUAUUGCCUCUCAGUCCCUUUCGAUCCCCUUACACUUCAAGCUGACGUGAUUGGGCAUCGCUAAAGGGAUUUUAAAAACAAUGAAUAAUAAAGCUUCGAUUUAAAAGUUUUUUGAACGCGUUAAAUUUAAAUGAAUAUUGCGUAGUAUGUAAGAGUAUGUAUUUUACAGAUAUGUAUGUAAUACUUACUUACCCAACGACACUCUUGUUUCGAUCUGUGAGCCAUUUCAUUUCGUGUAAUGUGCAUUUCUUUCGUCUCGAAUACAUUUUCCAAUAUUGUUAUAAUAUGUUAAGGUUGAUAUUUUGAAAGUGUUCUGACUGAAGAUUAUGUUCUAACAGCUUAAAUUAAUUUUUGACCAGACAAAUAAAAAAUGAACAGUUAUGGUACUUUAAAAUGUUGUCAAAAUAAUCUUUUGCAAGUUUCAUGGUUUUCAGUCAGAACAUAAGUUCAAUAUAAAUAUUCCUACGAUACAUUAGACUUACGAAACAUUUCCGUUUAACUUUCCUACUGUGUAGGUGUAUUCUAUUACUAAAAUAAUAUUAAACGAUAAUUAUUAUUAUUAUAUUGUAACGUAAAAUUCCAAUCUCGAUGAUUUUUAAUUAAUAUAUUAAAUAUAUUCAUCCUUAGGUGAUAAGGUGUUUCUUGGAUCGCGCAAAAUUAUUUUGUAAUUUGUUAUUCGAUAAGUAUUACUGGAAAAUACCGAUAUUCGCGUUCCCUUAGAGUUUGAAUAAAUAUAAAAGUAUUAAAAAAUCUUUUUGAAGGCGUCCAAAGUCAGAGCUUGGUAAUGAAAUGUCGCUUACAAAAUAAUUUUGCGGGAUUCAUACUAUGUAUGAAGAAAUAAUAGAUAAAAAAUUGUCACCAGUAUCCGUCUAACUCCCAAACGUUGACGUAGAACUUAAUUUCGACUUUAUUUCUAUUCGCUUAAGUUUUACAUUUGUUUGAAAACCCUGUAAUUCAUAGAUCCCUUAGCAAAUUAGUGAUUACACUUUGGCAGAUAAUAUUUUCUGUGAUUUUGUCAAGUUAAAUCGUUAUUUUAGAAUAUCUUUGUUAAUAUUGUAUCAUAAUAUUUUAUCUUAAAAUCUUUAUUUUCUUAUAUUUUUUUUUUAAUACGUAUCCUUGUGUUCAUAGUUUUUAUUUAUAGUAAAGAAGUAAUUAUUUUAUGUUAUUACAAUAAUUACAGAAGAACAUUAUCUGUCAAAAACCUUGAAAAAAAAAUUGAAAACAAAAUGAUAUCAUUAAAAAGGCUGAGGACACAAUUUUUAAGAUAUACAAUGUCUUCUAAACAGGGUAAAUUUCAUUUACUGUUGCGUGGAUUUUUAAAUAGUGAUCGUUGUUAUUCGAUUUUUACUCUCGACAUACACUUUCCGUAGAUCUUUACAAUUUGUUCCCCUAUCGGUAGGUAUAUCGAACAAUAUAUUAUACUCUCUACUCCAUUCUUACCUUACGUUCUCUUGUACACUACAUGAACAAUUUAUUAUUUCAUAGUUAAAUAAAUACAUAGCUAUAGUAGGAAAUAAUGUUUAUAGACACAGUAUUUAUUUGUACAUGUAAAGAAAAAAAUCUGUUUAUCAAAUAGAUAAAAAUUUAGUAGUACCGAAUGAUCUGUUGGAUUAUAAGAAAUGUAAUAUAAAAUUAGAUAAUGUUUAAGUGUUAUUCCCUUUUAAUUUGUAAACCGAAGAUGUUAAGUGUGACUACAUAUAAAUAACAUUUAUAGUAUAGAUAGUUAUAUGUACUAUAUCAUAGUCGUUACAAUAGAUGAGAUUAUCAUUUUUAAAUGUAUCUGGGCUGGGAGAUGACAUUUUUUUGUUUUUCUAGUGGUCUGUAAUUUCGGCCCGAAGUGUACCCACCGAGUACCACGUGGUGUGCCAAUUGUUUUUGCCAGGAAGUGUAAUAAAAAGUCUUUAAAGGCUGAUUUACAUUGAGUCAGUAACUGACGUCAGUGUAGGCACCGAAAACUGACGCGUGCUAUUUACACGAAGUCAGUGUAGUGUCAGUGUUUCGUCAGUAGUACUGUACUGACUUCAAAUCAAUUUACACGAUGGCAGUGCCGGGUCAGCACUGACUUGUCAGUGGACUGACGUCAGUUACUGACUCAAUGUAAAUCAGCCAUAAUGCCUAAUGGUCGACAUAGACAAACGUUUUACUUUUAAAUCCACCAUCUUGUUCGUCGUUCAAAAAGGUAAAUUGAAAGAGUUUUUGUCUCGAGUCGCAAGUAUCGGCCACUUGAUAUUGUUGUAUUGUAAUCACAUUAAUUAUAGUUUUAAUUGUAAUUUAUUCAAUAUAAAUUGUUAUAGUCUGCGUUGCAUUUGUUGGAAUAAUUAAUUGUUUUGUCAAAAAAUCUCGAAAAGUCCUGCAGAAAUAAUAAUCUUCGUAAUCCUGUGUCAUCAUUCGUAAUAAUUGCAUUUUUAUAUUCUCAGAGUUGUCUCGAAUGUAUUUAUCUAUUUAAUUUAUUUACCAAAUAUAAUAAAUUCAUUAUUGGUACUAUAUUAUAUUGUCCUCGAUCGCCACAAGAGGGUGCUAGUUUACCCCAUUAAUAUGGGUUGAUCUCAGGAACAUUUUUAAGCCCAAACAAAGUAGCUAGCUUUUAGAAUAUAGGUACACGGGUGUUGCAAUAAUCUCUUUGAAUGAAGUACUCGAAUAUCGAAUUUGUCCCAUCAUUAUAAAACACAAAUUAAAGUGACAAAUGUCUCCAUCUGUUUGAUAAUGCAACUUGAACUUUAUAUAACAGAGUUAAGGUUUAGAAUGUUUUAUCGGCUGGUGUUUUUGUUAUCAAAUGCAGCGCAGACUUGGUAUGUGUACUACGUUAUAUCUUCCAUUAGAAGCGUAGUCGCUGUGAGCUGAGUAUGCAUAUUAAACAAUAAAUAAAUACAAUAUGGAUUUCAA
This is a messenger RNA of Helicoverpa armigera (cotton bollworm), 6724 nucleotides long. Its product is annotated as homer protein homolog 2. Bases 113 to 1420 code for a protein of 435 amino acids. Gene Ontology annotation, cellular component: plasma membrane; cytoplasm; dendrite. The record is from RefSeq and is a predicted model, not a curated record. Gene Ontology annotation, molecular function: G protein-coupled glutamate receptor binding. NCBI's taxonomy places the organism in Eukaryota, Metazoa, Arthropoda, Insecta, Lepidoptera, Noctuidae. Gene Ontology annotation, biological process: G protein-coupled glutamate receptor signaling pathway; regulation of store-operated calcium entry. The transcript has 12 exons.